Lobosporangium transversale is the source of this 1582-nucleotide messenger RNA. Its product is annotated as tryptophan synthase beta subunit-like PLP-dependent enzyme. NCBI's taxonomy places the organism in Eukaryota, Fungi, Mortierellomycota, Mortierellomycetes, Mortierellales, Mortierellaceae. Gene Ontology annotation, cellular component: cytoplasm. The transcript is spliced from 7 exons. The record is from RefSeq and is a predicted model, not a curated record. Gene Ontology annotation, molecular function: cysteine synthase activity; cystathionine beta-synthase activity. Bases 26 to 1567 code for a protein of 513 amino acids.
AACAAUUAAAAAUCAACUGAACAUCAUGACAGGAACUAAAAUUGCGCCUCCUCCUAUUGUAGACGCCGCCGGAGACACAAUCGGAAACACGCCUAUUGUUCGUCUAAGAUCUAUUGGUAACAAGCAUCAAGUCGACCUUCUUGCCAAAACCGAAUUCAGUAACCCAAGCGGAUCGAUCAAGGAUCGUGUGGCGCAGAGGAUCCUUGAAAACUUGAAGGCCGCUAAUAAACUCAAGGACAGCAGUGAUAGCAACAGCAACGAUAAUAAUAACAAUAAUAACGAUGGCACUUCAACUACAACAUUGGUAGUCCCCAGCAGUGGUAAUUUGAUUAUCAGUUUAGCCCUUUUAGCACCUAAACAUGGACACUAUAAAGUCAUUGGCCUCGUCCCCGAGCGUACCAGUCAGGAUAGAAUGCAAUUGCUCAAAUCAUUGAAUGUGGAGAUCGUUCGUACACCCAUUGAAGCCCAUGUUGACUCUCCAGAAUCUCAAUUCGCUAUCGCUAAAAAGAUUGCAGCGGACCUCCCAAAUGCUAUUUUGGUGGAUGAGUUUACAGAUGGUGCAAAUGCUCAAGUCCAUAGCCAGGUGACAGCUGAGGAGAUUCUUGUCCAGACUGAGGGCCGUUUGGAUAUCCUUGUUGUUGGUGUAGAAACUGGUGGCACAAUCACAGGACUGGCUAGGACCCUGAAAGCCAGGAUUCCUGAAUUAAAGAUCGUAGGAGUCGAGCCAGAGCAUUCAUCAAUCCAGGAUGGGGUCGUCAAGAGUGGUGCAUGGAAGGUUGAGGAUAUCGGUGGCAACUUUACGCCUUCCAUUCUGGAUAAGAGUCUUGUUGAUACAUGGAUCCAGGUGUCUGAUCAGGAAUCUUAUUCGACUGCACGACGACUUAUCCGUGAGGAUGGUGUAUUCUGCGGCCCUUCAUCUGGAAGUGUCGUUGCGGCCGCAUUACGGUACUCUCAAGGACUCGGUAACAACACUAGUGAUGCUUCAGAUCAGAGGCCACGUAUUCUUACAAUCUUGAACGAUACUGCACGCAACUAUUCUUCAACACUUUUGUCGGACGACUGGUUAUUGGAACAUGAUUUGAUGGAUGAGGCUAUGGCUCGAUCGGUUGCUUAUCAUCGCCAUGAGAAGUAUCGUGCUGCGAGUGUGGAGGAACUUCAGCUACCUGCAGCAGUGACAGUCCCUCCGACGUCGACGGUCGGUUAUGCAUUGGAUCUGAUGUUGACUCGCGAGUUCUCACAAUUGCCUGUCAUCAACCCAACGAAUCGGAAAUUGAUGGGGUACAUUUCGUUGACUGCUCUGACCACAGCUAUGGAGGAUGGUCGUGCCAAGGAAUCUGACCUGGUCUCCAAAUGGAUGUAUUCUUUCAAGAAGAAAGGCAAAGGCGGCUCUCACGCAUAUGAAACUAUCACUCCAAAUACUCCGCUUGCAGACUUGUCAAAGUUCUUUGAGAAGCACUCGUUUGCUGUUGUGACAGAUGAUGAUCGUCGCUGGUGCUUGGGAGUUGCCACCAAAUACGACUUGAUGACCUUUUUGAACCGUCGUCAGAGCAGCGGAAGAGCAUUUUAAAUAGUUUUCCAGGAC